This is a messenger RNA of Polyodon spathula (Mississippi paddlefish), 910 nucleotides long. RefSeq names its product cysteine-rich venom protein. The transcript is spliced from 9 exons. Gene Ontology annotation, cellular component: extracellular region. Lineage: Eukaryota; Metazoa; Chordata; Actinopteri; Acipenseriformes; Polyodontidae. Bases 86 to 805 code for a protein of 239 amino acids. The record is from RefSeq and is a predicted model, not a curated record.
CCUCAGGAAAAUACUAUAUAUACUGACUUCAGGUGUAGCUUUUUCAUUAGAACAACUUCUAAACCAGUUAAGUGCCUUUGCGAAGAUGUCUGUACUCACCUUGGCUGUGUGUUUAACUGCACUGCUUCAGAACUCUGUUUCUCAGGCUGCUCUGUCGGAUAUAUUGACUAACAACCCCAAGGUUCAGCAAAGCAUUGUUGACAAACACAAUGCCUUGAGGAGAGCUGUGACCCCAUCUGCCAGCAACAUGUUAAAGAUGGCAUGGAGUGGAGAAGCAGCUGCUAAUGCUAACACAUGGGCCAAUACUUGCUCUAUGAAUCACAGCCCUUCUGACAAGAGAAAUAUCAAUGGUAGCAGGUGUGGUGAGAAUCUUUACAUGUCCUCCGUUGCUAAUUCCUGGGAUACGGCAGUCCAAGCCUGGUAUGAUGAAGUCAAAGAUUUUAAGUAUGGAGUUGGAUCAACGAAUGGUGCUGUUGUUGGGCAUUACACCCAGGUUGUGUGGUACAGGUCUAACAAAGUUGGCUGUGCAGUUGCUCGUUGCCCUGGUUCUAAAUAUGAAUACUUUUAUGUAUGCCAGUACUGCCCUCCAGGAAACAACCAGGAUUCAUUAACCACACCCUACAAAACUGGUCCAUCAUGUGGUAGCUGCCCAAAUGCUUGUGAUAACAAGCUCUGCACAAACCCAUGUCCCUACUCAGACAUGUAUUCCAACUGUCCGGCUCUGAAAGUGAGUUUUGGAUGUGGCAACCCGUCUGUUUCGGCUUGGUGUCCUGCUUCAUGCAAGUGUACAAAUGAAAUCAAAUGAACAGCUCCCAGGAACUUUACUGGCAUGUAACAUCAAUACAAUUCAUUGAUUAUACUGUACUUUUAACCUAAUCUAUCUAAACACUAAUAUGUCAUAUGUAUAUAU